Molecule: messenger RNA, 6809 nt
Organism: Megalobrama amblycephala (Wuchang bream)
Lineage: Eukaryota; Metazoa; Chordata; Actinopteri; Cypriniformes; Xenocyprididae
Gene: suco
Product: SUN domain containing ossification factor
Exons: 24
Coding region: 241-4344 (1367 amino acids)
Biological process (GO): protein folding in endoplasmic reticulum; regulation of bone remodeling
Cellular component (GO): cytoplasm; membrane
Source: RefSeq, a predicted model, not a curated record
GCAGUAAGCGCUGGGCAGCCAGAGCAACAGCAGCAUACGCAGACGGGAACCAGUCAGGCAGCGAGCGCUUCUCAACGGGGGGUUUAAAACAGAAACGGUUUGUUCUGUACCGUGAAACACACCCCCCUUACCUUUAUACAGUUGUAAACAAUUAGCAUUAUUAGCUAGUCUUGGCCCCUGUCGUCAGUAUUAGAGGAGAAUAGAUAAAAAAGCGAGGAUGUUGGUCCCCGCGGGAAGAUAAUGAAGAAGCUGCGCGUGUUGUUGCUGUGCGCCGUUUUAGCUCUCCUGUGCUGGCACUCUUGUCAUCAUGUUUAUUGUUCAGAAGAGAUCUCCUCUGGCCCAGGACUCCCUGCACAGGAUGACAGCCGUUACACAACGGAGGAACCAGGGGCUGACAAAAAGGUUGAAGAGGAAAGGGCGACACACACGCAGUCAUCGUACAGCGUGGACCUGGAGACAGAGACGGCUGCACUAAAGGAAACCUCAUUGCACUCACAAGACACCCCACACGAAGAGAAGCACACACAGACUGUGAAUUUGGAAGAAGUUUUGGAGGAGCCACAGAUUCAGCUUGAAUCUGCUCUCCCUGAGCUAGAACAACAACAACAACAGCAGCAGCAGCAACAGCAGCAGCAACCAGAACCCCAGAGCACCGAACAACCAGACCAACAACAGUCAGCUCAACCACCAACACUUACACAGCCCCAAACAGCACCGCCUCUAUCCCAGCUCCAGCCAGACCCAGAAGCUCCACAGGCCACUGCAACAGAGGACCAGGCUGCCCACGCCUCCGCUGCUUUUACCCCUUCACAGACUGACCCACCUGGCGAAGACCCCUCUGCACCUGCUGCUGAACUCCAGAAGAGCCCAGAGUCAGCCUCACCUACCUCAGUCACCUCCUCCGAGAGCCCCUCCAGUGGACUAGACGUUCCGCGUCCUGAUGCCCAUGUAGAGAACUCUAGUGCCAGUCAGUGUGAGGUGGGCUCUGUGCCCCCCUUCAGCCAACCCCUUGGCACCACGCUCACCAGUGUUGUGGAGGAACAUGCGGAGAAGCAAGCAGAGAACCAGUCCAUCACAUUGGGUCAGAUUACAGAGACCAGUGCUGACCCGACUGCCUCUCCGGUCCCGAGUGAGCUGGACCUCACAGAGCUGGGGCAGACGGAUAGUACCCCCCCUCCACCUAAAGAAAGCAAACCGGCGGACCAUGAGGGAGCGACAGACCCUCCAGUGCCCAGUAAAGAAGACAUCCCCACCUUCGAUGAGUGGAAGAAGAAAGUGAUGGAAGUAGAGGAGAAGAAAAGUCAGUCUCUGCACACUUCAUCAAAUGGAAGCCCUCAUCCAGUCAAAAAGGUUCAAAAGAAUUUCAAGAAUAACUACGCUUCUGUCGAAUGUGGGGCCAAAAUCCUCUCGGCCAACAAUGAGGCCAAGAGCACAUCUGCUAUCCUGAUGGAGAACAUGGAUCUGUACAUGCUGAACCCCUGCAGUACCAAGAUCUGGUUUGUUAUUGAGCUCUGUGAGCCAAUCCAGGUGAAACAGCUGGACAUUGCAAACUUUGAGCUGUUCUCAUCUACGCCGAAAGAUUUCCUUGUGUCCAUAAGCGACAGGUAUCCGACCAAUAAGUGGAUCAAGCUGGGCACCUUUCACGCCCGUGAUGAACGCACAGUACAGAGCUUCCCUCUGGACGAGCAACUCUAUGCCAAAUACGUCAAGAUGUUCAUCAAAUACAUCAAGGUUGAGCUGCUGUCCCAUUUUGGCUCUGAACACUUCUGUCCACUCAGCCUGAUCAGGGUGUUUGGCACCAGUAUGGUGGAGGAGUAUGAUGAGAUAGCUGACUCUCAGUACACCUCCGAGAGAACCGAGUAUCUGGAUGAAGACUAUGACUUCUUUUUUACAGAUUACCCACCUGGAUACCUGCCGUCAGAGGACAAGACAUCAAAGAAUCUGCUGGGCUCUGCCACAAAUGCCAUCCUGAACAUGGUAAACAACAUUGCAGCAAAUGUGCUAGGAGGAAAACCAGAGCUGGAGGACGGAGCUGAAAUGGAAGGAAACGUUUCCUCUGGGACAGAAAACGUCACCCAGGCGUCAACAGAAACCACACUCACGCCAGAUCCCACCCCCACUGAACAGCCCGCUACGCUAGAUAUUCUUGAGUUGGAUCCCACUCUAGUGAAGGAGGACUCAGAGGAUCCUGUUACCGAGGCUCCUUCAGAACCUCCCCCUGAGGAGAGCCGCAUCGUCAUCCUCAUCGAGGAGGAAGAAGAGGCCACCCAGCCUACAGUGACCCUGCUAGAGGAGGAGCAAGAGGAGGAGAAAAGACUAGAGGAGAUGUGGGAGAGGGAGAGCGCCACACACUGCGGUCACCUUUCGACUUUGUCCUGCUUGGCAUCUUUGCACGAACACUUCUACUGCUACUGUUCGGCAGCUUUAGCACUACAGCGUCAACGCAGAGACCGCCGCCUCAAAGCACAGCACACACACACUGACACAGACACUCAAGCGGCUCCUCAGCAGUCCCUUUCGGCCACCACCCCAACCCAAGAGCCCCCUGCACCCUCUGAGAAACUUCCAGAAGAAGAGCAGCCCUCUCAGGCACAACCCGAAAGGAUUUCCCCCACUGAAACGGUGGCUGCUCCACCUCAGUCCUCUAGUGGGGAGCUUGCAGCGAGCGAGCAGGAGCUCCCACCUGAGACCAUCCUCUUGGAGCCCAGCCGCACCUCCACCCUUCCCCCACAUAGCUUCUCCGACACCCCCACCCAAAACAUCCCAGAGUCCCUACCCGUGGGAGAGCCCGUAGACCAGCGUCCGCAGUACCUGGUGGACAUCCCAGAGACCCGCGCCCCAGUGAGCAUCUGCAGCAGCGUUCUGUCUCCCACCUCCUCUAUGCUCUCCUCCACCACCACUGAAACUAACAGCCCAGAGAUGGACCCUCCCAAACUGGAGCUCCCUGUCCCCACCAAAGAGCAAACAGUUCAGCCGUUGCUUACCCACACCCGCCCCGCUGACAUCCCGCCUCCUACCGAACUUCCCAUCCCAAUUCCAGAGGCCUCAGAUAACGGCAGGGCCACAGGGGUUGAAGACCCUCACCACAGUGCUGUGACCUCCCAACCAGAGCUUUCCGAAGCCCCUCUGCCUCAAGAGGAGACGGUAGAUGACAUUCUGCUCCCGCACCGCACCGCCGGAGAGUUUUACGCAGAGCAGCAGCAUUCGGCGGAAAUGGGACACGGGAAUGGCAAUGGGAAUCAGGUGCACGGAUCCAACCAGAAGGAAUCGGUGUUCAUGAGAUUGAAUAACAGAAUUAAAGCACUGGAGAUGAACAUGUCCCUCAGCAGCAGAUACCUGGAGGAGCUUAGCCAGAGGUAUCGCAAACAGAUGGAGGAGAUGCAGCGGGCUUUCAACAAGACCAUCAUCAAACUGCAGAACACCUCCAGAAUUGCAGAGGAGCAGGACCAGAAACAGACAGAGUCUAUACAGAUGUUGCAAAGCCAGCUGGAGAAUACCACCAAGAUCAUGCUGAACCUGUCUGCUACUGUUUCACAGUUACAGCGAGAGGUUUCCGACAGACAGAGUUAUUUGGUGCUGUCUCUGAUCCUGUGUCUGACGCUGGGUUUGCUGCUCUGUAUGCAGUGCUGCAGGAGCUCGCCCAAUCACAACACCAGCCCAGCCAUUCCCAUGAGCAACCACUACCCCAGCCCUAAGAGGUGUUUUUCCUCAUAUGAUGAUAUGAGUCUGAAACGGAGAGUUUCUUGCCCUCUCGUUCGUUCGAAGUCAUUUCAGCUGCCUACAUCAGAAGUAGGUCCUGAUGACUUGUACAUUGUAGAACCUCUAAGGUUUUCUCCAGAGAAAAAGAAGAAACGCUGCAAGACAAAAGCAGGGGACCGUGUGGAGACGCUCCGGGCCUCCGUCCCCUUAGUGACAGCCGUUAACGGUGGGCCCAGGUGCAACGACGAAUCAUCUCUUCACUUCCUGCCGUCAACAUGCAACGGCUACACGUCCACCUGCUCCUCCAGGGACUGUGCGUCAGAGGGAAGCUGUGAGAGCUCCGCUUCUACACUGUCUGAGGAAUCUUUCGGCAGCGCCCCCUCGAUGAACGGACACGAGCCCAUCCUCUGCAACGGCGAGCCUCCGCUGACCCUCCCUCCGGCAAAGAGCAAGAUGGAUAAGAGGUCCCUGAAACGACGGCGAUCCAAGAACGCAGAGAUGCAGCCGGAGGGCCAGUGUGUGGGGGAGAUGCUGCACGCGCCCCUUCCUGUGACGGUGAUGCCGACGCUGGGGGAAAUCAUUAAGGGAAAGGCAGACCUGGGCGUUGCCACAUUUGGAAGGACAGCUGUAACGGGACGAGUUUGAGUUUUUCACAUCGGCAUCUUUCUUUUUCUUAUUCCAUCUCACCGUCGUUUUGAGAUUUUAUUGUCAGUGAUGAUCCUGACACCAUCUUCACUACAUCCUGGUUCACGGAACUUUGGUUAUGUGCCUUUUUUAUCCAUUCAGGAUUGUUUUCAUUAUUCCCUUUUAAGGUUCUUCUAGGGAUAUUAUGACUGAUAAACAUUCGCAAGUAUGAAUGAGACUCAUGUAGAUGUGGCGCUGCAUCACCGUGACCAUGUGAACUGUCGAUGCUGGCAGGCCCAUAUCAUUCAACAUCAUUCUUUAUACUAACAUGACCAUCAGAUUACCAUUUCCUCUUUCACUGUCCCUUUAACGCAAUCUCACUCUGUCUUUUCCUUCCUCGUUCGCAAAUGAAAUUCUUGUACAUGUGAGUGUGCGUGACCCUGCGCCAGUCGUUGUCUGUGGUUGGUUUGUGGGACCAGUGAUGUCACAUAGCACAGGGCUUCAAUCCAGUGAACAGAGCUGAAUGAAGAACAGAUCCAGUCCUUGUUCAUUCUGUUUUCAUUUCUUCUUUUAGAGCCAAAUUAAGGCCUGUUUCUCUCACCAUCUAGUGUGACCAACGAGUCCAGGCUGGGCCUGAACACUCACAGACACACACACGUAUAUACACACAUUAUACGGAGUCUCAUGCUCAGGCUCCAGCUUUUUGAAGUACGUUUACAGCUCAUUUUCUUCAUGUUCAGUAGAGCCGUCAUAAAAGACACAUGCAGACAUUAGGGUUUUUUUUACACACUUUAUAUGUACACGGGGAGUUUGUAGGGGACAUUCUGUUAUUUUUAGCGGUAAUUAUUUAUGUAUUUAUUUAUUUAAAUGUGACCGGGGCUCUAUGAGAUCACGGUCAUGUGACACAUGAGAUGCAGUGGCCCCUCCAACCUCCAUGUUAGAGCUCGCAAGAUUUAUUACACAUAGACACAAAUGGUACGGACGACAUCUUCCUGUUCUCCAGAGUUUGCACAAACUGUCUUUUCUUUUCCUUUCUUUUCCUUUUGAGAAAGCUGGACUCUAUGGAAGCUUGUUUCUGCCACUGAAUAAAAAAGGGAAUUGCGACUUUAUCUCACAAUUCUGACUUUUUUUCCUCUCAGAAUUGCAUAUGAACUCGCAGUUUUGAAUUAUAAAGUCAGAAUUGCGAUAUAUAAACUCACAACUGCAAAUUAUUAAGAUAUAAACUCGCAAUUCUGACUUUUUUUCUCAGAAUUGUUUAUAUUUCGCAAUUCUGACUUUAUUUAAUGCAAUUGCAAGUUUAUAUGCCAAUUCAAUUCUGAGAGAAAAAGUCACAAUUAGUUGCUUUUUUAUUUUUCAUUCAGCGGUGGAAACAAGCUUCCAUAGGACUGGUCGAUUUUGACUUCUUAAAUCAAACUCUUAAUUUAUUUUGGAUGUUUUAUUUGAUUUAUUAAUUUAUUUUCAAUUCAAAUCAAUUCUUAAAUCACAUUAAGUAUCAGAUAAAUCUGUUCUAAUGCUCAUAAUGUGAUCAUGGAGAUGUCAUGCAUAAUUUUUAAAGGACAUCUGAUUGACUCUGUGAUUCACUCUUCUUCGCUGGAUCUGUUCAGAUGAGCUUUGAGUUACUGGAAUCACAAGAAUGGCCAAGCUCUCGUAUUUGCGCACAUAUUAUGCAUGUCCAGCAAAGCAACCUUCUUGUCUGUCCUACCUGUCAUGUACACGUAAAGAUUAUCUGUAUGUGUGUCUGAUCUCACACACUCCGUGUCCCUUUUAUCACACUUUCUAUGUAUGUAUGUUUGCUGCUUUCAAAGUUGUUUUAAUGCACCCAAGAGACCAUUUGACAUCCCAGUGGAGUUUCUCUGCGUCAGACUUGUGUGCUUUCUGUGGUGUCUGAGAUUGUUUUUUGUUUGUUUUGUUUUUUUCAUGCAGACGAUCCCAUCAUUGACCUUUUAUCAAACUGAGGGGUUUAGGAGAAUGUGAAAUCACAUCACGAUUUCAAUUAAAGGGAAAGAUUGGGAUGGCAUACGAUGGACCAUCUCUGUGUGAUUUCCAUGACACAUGUUCCACUUUGAAACAUUUUACUACCUUUCUCCUUUUUGAAUGCUAAUCGAUAUAUGCUUGUGGAUUUUGUGUUUAUGUAUGGAUGUUUUCUCAACCAGUGUGUAUGCUGAUGAGUAUUUGGAGUGAGUAGAGACCGCAGCGUGUGUCUCUCCUGUGCACUUUGGAGAACUCCACAUGCCUUUGUUUUUCUACUCCACACCUUGUACAAGUGCUUUUUCAACCCAGGCUUUCCUUAGUAUGGCGCCCUCUAGUGGUUAAUGCCUGAUUUAUUUAAACGUCCGCUAGGUGGCGCCCAAAUGAAAUCUCAUAGUCUGUGAGAACGAACUGCACAGUAUUUGAUUUUUUUUUUUUUAGUUUUUCCAAUUGUAACUACAGCGGUGUAGUGCCAUUAGAAACUGUGAAUUUAUAAAUAAAACACUUUGUCGUCUUUA